Molecule: messenger RNA, 1293 nt
Organism: Rhinocladiella mackenziei CBS 650.93
Lineage: Eukaryota; Fungi; Ascomycota; Eurotiomycetes; Chaetothyriales; Herpotrichiellaceae
Exons: 4
Coding region: 1-1293 (430 amino acids)
Biological process (GO): transmembrane transport
Molecular function (GO): transmembrane transporter activity
Source: RefSeq, a predicted model, not a curated record
AUGAACAUGGCCUCGAAAAUCAAGUCAGAUCACCUGGAAAAUCAGGGCCUACAGGGGACAAGAGCUGUGAUAGGUACGAAGGAUGAUUCCAACAGUAAUGGAAUGCUUAAGCUGCGGAAUGGCAUCGUUCUUAUGCCACAACCUUCUGAUGAUCCUCAAGAUCCCUUGAACUGGUCAUCUUUCAGCAAGCAUAUGGCAAUGGUCACUAUUUCCUAUCUUGCUUUCGUCUGCUAUAUGGCUGUCACAUCUCUUGUGCCCGGAACUCUCCAGCUGGCCGAAACUUACGGAACAACCAAAGACAUAGCCGUAUACCUAGGAAACACGCCCGUUGCUCUGUAUGCUGUUGGCCCUUUUCUCUGGAGUCCAUUAAGCCACUCCGUCGGAAGAAGACCAGUCUUGUUGCUUUCAAACUUGAUUGCUAUAGUGGGUACAAUAGUGGUCGCAAGUGCUCAGACCUAUGGAGCUUGCAUGGUCGGAAGAGUUAUUCAAGGAUUUGGAGGAUCUGCUUUUUGGACCUUAGGUCCAGCCAGUAUCGGUGACAUAUUUUUCCGACACGAAAAGGGCAAGAAGGUCGGUAUCUCCACCUUAGCCAUCGUCGUCUCUCCUUUUGCAGGUGGCGUCAUCGGAGGCGCCAUUAUCAACAACAAGACUCUGGGGUGGAGAUGGUCCCAGUGGACCUCCUUGAUCCUCAUUGGUACUGGUUUUCUCCUGCAAAUUGUCUUCCUUCCCGAGACAAUCUAUGUUCGCGAUCGAUCCACGCCUAUCACCGAACCCGAUCAGGUCGCCAGUCAGAAGUCGAGCUUAUGGGCUAGAUACGGCAUCCGGAUACCAAAGCGUUAUCCCGAUAGACAGCACACCUUUUCCUUCCUCUUCACGAGACCAUUUGUCAUGUGCACCUACCCGGCAGUCUUCCUGGCGUCGUUCUGGUUCGGGAUUGCAUAUAUGUUGCACGUUGGCAUUACGGCGGAGAUUCCGCUAAUCUUUGAGGCGCCACCGUACAAUUUCUCGGUGCUUGGUGUUGGACUUACAGCAUUUUCCGGCUUGAUUGGAGCUCUAAUUGGCGAGGCAUAUACUGGACCGGCAAUAGAUCUUAUUGCGAAAAGGUGUCUCAGCCAAGGAAAGGAAUGGAGGCCAGAGAUGCGUAUCAAAGCGAUCUGGCCUGCCUUAGUGACAAUACCAGGAGGCCUUUUAAUGUUCGGUAUCUCUAUCCAGUUCGGGUCGAGCUGGAUUACUCCGUUAGUGGGCCAAGGGCUUUACAUCUUGGGGAUCGAGAUUGCAACCACCGUUAUGUGA